Suillus subalutaceus is the source of this 2220-nucleotide messenger RNA. RefSeq lists its product as uncharacterized. The transcript is spliced from 6 exons. Bases 1 to 1929 code for a protein of 642 amino acids. NCBI's taxonomy places the organism in Eukaryota, Fungi, Basidiomycota, Agaricomycetes, Boletales, Suillaceae. The record is from RefSeq and is a predicted model, not a curated record.
AUGACUUCAUGGUCGUGCUCUGUAGGUUGUCUGCUUGCUGCAGAAAAUCUUCGCUGCGUUCCUUUGAACCUCACUCAAAUUCAAGUCCUUACCAUACCCCCUUUCAUCGAGCUCUUUUUCUGCGUGUUUUGGAUUUAUAUGACCUGGAGAUCGAGCAGUGCGCACCUAUUGCUGGCCGCAGAAGGAGUUUUGUAUUUUAUCUUGGCGCUGGUCGACCUUUUAUCGCAUGCAAUACCCGCUGCGCGGAAUUCAGUUACCAUUUCUAAAGUGGCCGAACUAUUCCUUGGAUCUGUCUCUUUUGUUCCUAUGCUAUUAUACACUUCAUAUCUAGUCUGGCUGAGUCGCAGGGAAUUCAUCCCCUACCUCCCUCGCCGCCACCAACCUGUAGCUAAAUAUCUAUUCAUUGGUCUUAUCCCUGUGGUUGCAGUAUCAAAUUUUGCGGCAUCGCUCGGAAUGUCUAUCCAGAACUUAUCUUUCCCGCACGCUCCGCUCAUGAUCGACUUCGACAACAAGAGCGAAUCGCUAUGGCUGAGUCUCGGCGAGCUGUCACUCGCACUGUAUACAAAUUAUCAAUGUCUAGCAGCCUUUCUCGCGUCGUACCGGCUCUUCGCAGCCCUUUUCGAUCAACGGCGCAUCGACAUUAAUAAUACCGACGAACGCCAUUUUUUCAACGGCACUGGAUGGAUCGCUUUCGGCAUCAAAGUAGGAGCUGUUGAAGGCAUCGUUGGAUUCGCAGCGGGUGGCUUUGCUGUUCCGCUUUCCAGAAGAAUCCUACGACUGAUCGCCAGGGUUUGCAUGAUUAUUGGCAGUUUGAAGGGAAUGGACGAAAAUGAAAACUUUGAGUUCCUCAACAAGGAACUGGUCUUGUGGCGUCGUGGCAAACCUUUAUCGACCUCCCACUCGCUCAUAGCCAAUCGACGCAUGACCAUACAGCCCUCACAAGUCUCAGACCUGCAUCAUGAGUCCUCUCCGAUUGAAAAGGAUGCGGAAAGGGGCAAGGAAGAUCGAGAUGUAACAAUGCACGAUGAAGUUGGCGAGCCGCCGGUCUUGCACAUACGCCUUUCUACACUCCCUCCUCCCGAACGGGCUAUCCAUGCAGAUGAAUCGCGGAGGCAAUCUGGCCAGAACACAUCUACAGAAGUGCUUGCAUCCCGCACUGAUGCCAGCCCCUCAAAGAGCAACACUCAGCGCCAGUCUGCGCAGACCAUCUUCGACGAUAUGAGUGUUGUCCUUGAGCUGACCCCUGACUUCCCCCCCGGUGUUACUGGCAAGUACCCUGGGCUCAUGCUCAGUCAAGGACACGAGGAUGACAAAUUCGAGCCCCCAGUUCUUGACCAGAAGAACAUGCGUCGUAAUGCUGCACACGAGUUCAUGGAAUACAAACCCAUACUUUCGCCUAUAUCCAUUCCGCAGUCCGUGCAUGCGCGCGUGGCAGGACCCGUGUUACCAUGUACAAGACUCGCAUCACAACACGGCGGCAAUUAUCCAGUCCAGUUUCCCGCAACACCCACACGGGCAGUAAUCACUGUUUAUUCCCCAACUGCCCAACUAGAAGGCGAGAGCUGUGACUCACUGAAACGCUGCCACAGACAGCUAUCAUCCUUUCACUCGCCUGAGCGUGCGAGCAAAGCCCGCAGUGAUGUCACUGCGCAUUCUUCACAGUGGUCAACCAUUGCACGUUCCCAAUCGCUUGCGAGUAUCAGGAUGUAUGGUGGUGGUUCGGUAAUCAGUCCACGACGCGCUGCUGCCGAUCCUGGCGAUUCGAAUUCCCUGUCGAGUGCAAAAACCUUCCGCGACAGUAGGCAGCAGAUUGCCAUUGAUCAGGAGCAUAUUACGUCCGCGGAUGCUGCCAUACAAGAGUUCGAGAUCCGGGCAGCGUUCAACCGAGAGAAAGCUUUGCGGAGACUGAACGGGGAAGUAGGUGUAUGAAAUCUGAGACAGUCAAAGAGAGAAGACAGUCAAGGAGCGAAGACAGUGUUUGACCAGGUGGUGACUGCAUUCCGCACCGCAACAGGACAACAAUUGGACUCAAAAAAUAAAAAUAAAAAAACUACCUUCGGUAUCGAAUAGCUUUGCUGUAUUACUACCCCUCCGUAACAAUGUCUCAUCGCUGUAUUGAUAGAAAUAGCUGUUUAUGAGUAGAAUGGGUAAAAGGCAGAAGCCAGCAUCAUUGGACGAGACUGCGAGUACAAGAAUCAUGCAGCGCAGUAAUAGCUAGUU